Molecule: messenger RNA, 1131 nt
Organism: Camponotus floridanus (Florida carpenter ant)
Lineage: Eukaryota; Metazoa; Arthropoda; Insecta; Hymenoptera; Formicidae
Product: REM2- and Rab-like small GTPase 1
Exons: 5
Coding region: 299-1006 (235 amino acids)
Molecular function (GO): GTP binding; GTPase activity
Source: RefSeq, a predicted model, not a curated record
UUUUGCGGUUGGCGGAUGAUUUUCCUUUGGUUUUCGUUGCUUCUUUUUUUUUACGUUCGGCUCGCAUUAAUUAAUUUUGACGUUUUUUUCGCAGGGUUUUUUAAAAAUUUUCAGAAUAUGGAGAGAAAAAGAGGGAAAAAUGGGCACUCGCGAGAGGAAUUUUUCACGUAGGUUUCCAAUUGGUUCGUUGCCUCGCUUGGGUCUUGUUGAGGAUCGAUGUUCCAUGCGCAGUCGAUAAUUUGGAUUGCGUUCCCCGAGUACAUCUGAUUAUCUCUUUAUUCUGUAGUAAAGAGGAGAGAUGAGUGCUAUUAAUAUGAACUGGUUAGCUUCAGCGGAAGGAGAAUCCCUGGUCCAUCAUUUCUAUGUAAAUUCUUCCAAGAAGAGAAGAUUCUAUGGUAUUUUGGAGAGACCAUCGUUACCCACCUCCAUCGAGGAGGUCACUUACAAGAUCUUUAUGAUAGGUAGAUCCGGCGUGGGAAAGACCUCGGUGGUAGGAAAACUUGCAGGCACUUUGGAAUCCAACAAUUAUACAGAAACCAAUGGCAUAAGAAAGACAAACGUUUUUUGGCCCGUAAAGAUCUGGGAUAAAAUUGUCCUGAUUAAGCUACAAUUUUGGGACACGUCAGAAAACAGUAUUAAAAAAUACAGUCAUAUUUUGUCGGCAUGCAAAGACAAAGUUGAUGCAAUGUGCUCUGUGUUUUCCUUUGAUGAUGCAUCGAGCUUCAAUGACAUUCCAUAUCUGAUGAAUACAAUGACUGCGACAAAAGAGAAACCAGCAAAUAUAGUGAUUGGCACAAAGUUCAAACCUUGGUCAAGCUGUGUGAUAGACGACGCACAAAUCAAGGAGUUUGAAGACAAAUGGAAAGUUAAAGUCAUCAAAAUUGAUGCCAGUAAAUCAUCAAUAAGAUCCGAGAUGUUUGAUUGCUCUUAUCAAUUGAACGCUAUCUGUAACAUUUUAUGGAACAGAGAUAAAGAGUUUAUAUCCAAACUGAUGGGACAGUCGUGAUAACUGCAAAUAGACUGGAGACAUUUUCCUACGUUUUAUGCGAAAUAAAAAUAAUAAGAAGAAACAUGUAGAUUAGUUGUGCAGAUUUCUGCUCAAACCUUAGGUUUUAUUUGCCGUGUCCUCAA